Trichomonas vaginalis G3 is the source of this 956-nucleotide messenger RNA. Its product is annotated as protein of unknown function, DUF4106 family. The record is from RefSeq and is a predicted model, not a curated record. Lineage: Eukaryota; Parabasalia; Trichomonadida; Trichomonadidae. The annotation marks the transcript as partial. The transcript has a single exon.
AUGUACGCCGCUCAGAAUAUAACGCCAACAGUUUUGGAUGCCAUGAACGGAAAUGUUUCCGAAUGGUAUAACGAAUGCGACAAUGCCAUUAGAAGGUCAGAAAUAGUUCCUGGAACUUACGAAUAUACAACUGCUGUUUCUUAUGGAAACGUAGGUGAGUUUGGAGAAGGUUCUUCAACAACAGUAGAUAUUGCUUGCGACAGGUUUCAUAUUAUUUCUAUUGACAACUCAUUCUUAUACGUGGAACAAGACAUUGAAAUAAAACCUUCUGCCAAGUUGUCUGACAAGAAAGGUUGCAAUGGAAUUUUCUAUGUCGGAUACCAAUAUGCUCCAGAAGUUUUCAUGGGAUAUAAGAUAUAUUCUAACUCUGACUUAGUUCAAACAGUAACAUGGGCAAACUAUGAAUGGUUCGCUUUGAGAAACUCAGUACAACCACAAGCUAGAGAACAAACAGACCAGUAUGCAACUAUUGAGAAAAUAAGAAGACUUGACCCUAACGUUCCAGGAGUUUAUGUUAACCUUUCUGGUUCAGAUGGAACUGCUGCCACUAAAGUAAAACUGAAACUUAGAGUUCCUUUGUCAUCUUUCCUCAUCUUCAGGUUUUUAAGAUACUUGCCAAACUGGGCAGGAAAAAUUUCUAUCGAACUUACUCCAAGCAAAAAUAACUUAGUCAUUGCACCAACACAAGACCCAUUCACUAUUACAGACGUAAAGGGAACAAAUCAAACGUCAUUCGCCGAAUUUUGCAAAGACAAAGUUGACUUAGACUUUGGUUUCUCAAACUUCAACAAUGAAGUAAACUAUUAUUUCAAUGCUGCUGGAACUGCUUGGGACCCAGUUAAGUUCACAUGCGAAAAGUUUGAAUGCAAGAGAAUAGAAAGCAGACUUGCAGUCUAUAUGUUGGACCCAGAUAUUUCAAAUGCUUUAGCUGCCAAAUAUAUUGCAGUUCCACUUAU